Pangasianodon hypophthalmus (striped catfish) is the source of this 2554-nucleotide messenger RNA. It is a transcript of the gene lmo2, whose product is annotated as LIM domain only 2 (rhombotin-like 1). Lineage: Eukaryota; Metazoa; Chordata; Actinopteri; Siluriformes; Pangasiidae. Gene Ontology annotation, cellular component: nucleus. Gene Ontology annotation, molecular function: DNA-binding transcription factor binding; transcription coactivator activity. The record is from RefSeq and is a predicted model, not a curated record. The transcript is spliced from 3 exons. Gene Ontology annotation, biological process: positive regulation of transcription by RNA polymerase II. Bases 532 to 1011 code for a protein of 159 amino acids.
AAACGAAAGCAGAACAGCCCAGGUGGGUGGGGCUACUUAAAAAUACCUGCAGUACAAAAACGCAGGACACAAGUUCCGCUUGUAGUUGGAGCAUACGACAAGAAAAUGCCGAGCAUUACUCAUGAUGUUUGACUUUCAGCAUUCAUAAGCCUGCGAUUUCAUUACAAUAGUUCGGAUGAAAACGUUUUUUUUUUUUUUCUGACAGCGUGAUAUACAGGACGUCUACAGCUGGUGGCGUUACUCUGUUUCAUACCCUAGCGGAACCCAUCUGUUUAUCUUCGGGACGUUGAAACGUGUUACUUGGAAAUGGGCGAAUUUUACAGCACGCUGUCGACAAGCUGAAUGAUAGCGGGGCGCAAGUGUAUUUUUCUUUUUUUUUACGCACAUUUCGUGCUUAUUUCUGUGUGUGAGUGUGUAUGUUUGCCAGAAGUAUAAGUACAACGGACGAGUAAGCAUUUCCUCUUUGAAGUGUCACCUCCAAAUCCACAAUAGUGUGUCCUGCUACAACUGGGAAUCAUAGCCCGACCUAACAUGGCAUCUACAAUUGAGAGGAAGACCAUGGAAGUUAACGAAGAACUAGUGGAUGAGGUACUCCAGGUGCCUCCGUCAAUGCUAAUGUGUGGUGGUUGUCAGCAAAGCAUUGGAGACCGUUUUUUCCUGAAGGCCAUAGAGCAGUACUGGCAUGAGGACUGCCUGAGCUGUGACCUUUGCGGCUGCCGCCUGGGUGAGGUCGGCCGAAGAUUGUACUACAAGCUCGGUAGGAAGCUGUGUCGAAGAGACUACCUAAGACUGUUUGGUCAGGAUGGGCUCUGCGCUUCCUGUGAGAAGAGGAUCCGGGCUUUUGAAAUGACUAUGCGAGUUCGUGACAAAGUGUACCACCUUGAGUGUUUCAAAUGUGCAGCCUGUCAGAAGCACUUCUGUGUUGGUGACCGCUACCUGCUUAUCAACACAGACAUUGUAUGUGAGCAGGACAUUUUUGAGUGGACCAAACUCAACAGCAACUUACGGUAAUGUCGUUUAAAGACUCAAAAGAUGGUGUUGCCAAAAUCUACAAUUACUACUUUACACAACAGCUACAUAACAGUUAAGAAGUGCAGUUCUAUAGCAUUGAGUUUCAUAUAAUUUUUUUAUAUUUUCAGUUCACCAGCACAUAACCAAGACUUCAUUUACCUUGGGAAAGCUGAAGAUUUUUUAAUGUAUGUGGGCAAUAAUAGCUAUUUCACAGACCCCCUUUUUUUUUUUAGAUAGUCAUACACACUGUUAGACAAUAGAAAUGUUGCUUGUUACAGAGUCACACUUGCUACAAAUACUGUAUGUGGAUACGUUUUAUAGAAUAAUAAUAAAAAAAAGCCCCCUUUUUUUUUAUUAGUCUAAUACCUAGGUCCCAUCCUUACCAUGUUUCAAAAUCAGUAGGUCAUAUAGCUCUAAACAGGAUGCCAGUGGCCUUUGAUUGAUUUUAUUUAAAAUCUGAAUGCACCGAAAAGUUUUGGUGCCUGUCUAGACAUACUUCUAACAGACCCUUUAGGUGCCUUUUGGACAGUUCUAAUGCACAAUCUAAGACUCUUGAAAAUGCACUCUUAACUUUUCAUAGUCACCAGCAUAGUCAAUUCAUAUCGGCUGAACAGCUGACUCAUGCUGCUCCACAUUACGCAUCUUGUAUCAAAUAAGUAUCAAAUGUUUUUUUUCACCUUGUAAUGUUUUCCUUAAGUUUACAUCUGCUGUAAUUUUCAUUUAAUUGAUGUAGAUGUUAAGUGGUGUUUAUCACAGAUAAAUCCCAGGACCCAGGAUUUUGUACAUUAAGUUAUACAUAACAGAAAAUAGAAAUAGAUGGGAUGUGUUUAAAUCUGUACGGAAUAUUCUAGGAUUUCAUUUUUCUCUGGUGGAAUUUGUUUUAGUGAGAACUUGUAAUUUGGCACACAAUUACUUCAUUUUAUUUGAUUUAAUUAGAGGUCCUUUUUUCAGCAUGGGUCAUUUGAAUAAUCAUUAAUCCAUGUAAAACAUUUAUUUGUACAUGCUUUAGCCCUGUCUGCUUUUUUUUUUUUUAUUUUACUUUCAUUAAAUCUUAUAUAUUUGUCGCAAAGACCUGUUCAGUAAUUUGAGUUUAUUUUAAUUCCCUUUAAUCCAUUGUAACGAAUUGUAGAAUAAUAACAAAUUGUAGAAUAAAAGAUGUAUAAGGAAAUGGGCUCACCUGAUAAGCAUGCUACAGUGAGUAUUGAGUAUGCUACUUUUCUAAGUACUAGGUUUAACAGUUCUGCAAAUAUAUAUUUUUUUGUCAGUCUUUAAAUUAAAAAUUCUAUUGGAUUUUCCACAUUAAAUUGACUACUGUUUAUUGUGUUACUGUGUUUAUAAGUGUAAUAGUGUCAUUUAAAUAAAAGAACAUUUGCUGGCAAAACAAAGGUUACUGUUUGGGAACUGGGUACAUACAUAGGUUUGUACAAUGAAUAGUAAAAAUAUUUAGUACAUAAAACAAGCUAACUGCUGUAAUGUGCUUGUUAUAAAUUGCAUGACAAGGUGUCCUUAUGCAUUUCUGGGUCAAACUAUUGUAAUAGGGGAA